AUGAAGUUCUUCCUUGUUGCAGUCCUCUACGCCGCUCUCGCCUCGGCUGCGUUUGUCAGGAUCCACCCGAACGGCAACAACAACAAGUGCGUCGGUGUUGUUCCCAACGUCCACCAGCACCUGCGGGGCGUCACCAUCCAGACGUGCAACAGUAGCAACCCAGACCAGCAGUGGAACAUCAACUGUGGCGCCACGUAUGUUUACGGUGGCAUUGGGAGCAUCAAGUUUGGCGACAACCCGUCGUACUGCAUGACCGGUGGCGAAGGCCUCACGCACACCUGGACUGGAGGUGGCAACGGCAAUGGCAUCUCGUUCCAGUACUGCGCGCAGGGCGACAUCGGCCAGUCGUGGUGGUACACUGACGACGACCGCAUUGCCAUCGAGGGCAAAGGGUUUUGUCUUGACCUGACAAACGGCGACUUGACCGAUGGCAACAUGCUUCAGCUCUGGCAGUGUUCGACUGGAAACACGAACCAGAUCUGGACCACGACCAAGGUCUAG
Molecule: messenger RNA, 501 nt
Organism: Apiotrichum porosum
Lineage: Eukaryota; Fungi; Basidiomycota; Tremellomycetes; Trichosporonales; Trichosporonaceae
Exons: 3
Coding region: 1-501 (166 amino acids)
Source: RefSeq, a predicted model, not a curated record